UCUGCUGACUGACAACAUCCAUUUGAAAGGCUCAGGAGGAAACCAUACUGGCUCUUUAUUUCUACAUCAACACUCUUAACCAAGCUGUGAUUUUUAACCUUUCUGGGGGGUAAAGCCUUGUAGAUUAGUGUCUGUGUGUGUGUGUGUUAGUGAGGUUUGAGUCAGUAUGCCAUGUCGUCCCCUGGAUCGUCGUUUGUGCAGAUAAAACAUGAGGACCUGGCUUUCUAUGAGAACUGUGGAGGGGGAAGCUUUGGAAGUGUUUACAGAGCUCUUUGGAUUUCCCAGAACAAGGAGGUGGCAGUGAAGAAGCUCCUGAAGAUUGACAAAGAGGCUGAAAUCCUCAGUGUCCUGAGUCACAAGAACAUCAUUCAGUUUUAUGGAGCUGUGCUGGAGUCGCCCAACUAUGGCAUUGUCACAGAAUUUGCAAGUGGUGGGUCUCUGUAUGAGUACCUGUCCAGUGAGCAGAGUGAGCAGAUGGACAUGGAGCAGAUCAUGGCCUGGGCCAUACAAAUAGCUAAAGGAAUGCACUACCUCCAUGCGGAAGCUCCAGUGAAAGUCAUUCAUAGAGACCUAAAGUCACGAAAUGUGGUAAUGACAGUAGACAAAGUUCUCAAGAUUUGUGACUUUGGAGCAUCCAAGUUCCUAUCCCACACCACUCACAUGACUGUAGUAGGGACAUUUCCAUGGAUGGCCCCUGAGGUCAUCCAGAGUCUGCCUGUAUCUGAGACCUGUGACACGUAUUCUUAUGGAGUUGUGUUAUGGGAGAUGCUGACUCGAGAGGUUCCGUUCAAAGGCUUUGAAGGGCUGCAGGUGGCAUGGUUGGUGGUUGAAAAGCAAGAGAGGCUUACUAUUCCCACCAGCUGUCCAGCAAGUUUUGCAGAGCUAAUGAAGAAAUGUUGGCAAGCUGAUCCAAAGGAGCGGCCUCUUUUUAAGCAAGUACUCCUAACCCUGGAGACAAUGGCAAAUGACAGCAGGCUACCGGAUCAGUGCAACUCCUUCCUUCAUAACAAAGACCAGUGGAGGUGUGAAAUUGAGUCUACUCUUGAGCGCUUACGGAAACUUGAGAGGGAGCUUUACUCAAAAGAAAAAGAGUUAGAAGAAAGAGAAAGGAGACUCAAACUAUGGGAGGAGAGGCUCAUGCAGAGGUCUAACAUGAGUCCUAGUCCCAGCUCUCUUCUAAUGGAGUCACCUUUCUUCCCACCGCUGUCUAUUGGCUCGUCUGGCUCCUUCUUCCGGUCUCACUCUCAGGACUCUAACAACAGCGCGGGGGUCAGCAGCGCGGGUGUCAGUUCUCUGUUCCGGACCCUCAGUAACGGAGACACUGAGAGGAGCAGUAACACCACACUGGAGCGGAGCAUGUCCUCUCUGGACGGGGGGAGACUGCACGCCAUGCUUCGGGGACUGUCCGGAAGAUUUGGAGAUGAGGAAGAAGAAGAGGGCACUCUGAAUGACAGCAGCUGGGUGCAGAAGAAUGAUGGGGGUAGCCUGGAGGGGGGGAGGGUGCAGGUGACACUGAGGAGCUUUCCAGGAGGGGUGGUGGAGAGACAGGAGAGGACAUGGGAGGAACGGGACAGGGACACAGGGGGACUACAGCGAAGCAGGGUGACUAUGUGGAAGGGAUACUCAGGGAGUUAUGGAGACGGGGACUCUGGGAGAGAGAGGGAGGCUGACUGGGAGGCGGACAGAGGUGAGGACAGACUUGAGGACAGACUUGAGGAUAGAGGGAUGGAAGGAGUGGUAGAAGUAUCAAGACUUCCUACAGUGUUUAAAGGCCUGGGAGGGGGAGCUUAGGGGAC
This is a messenger RNA of Boleophthalmus pectinirostris (great blue-spotted mudskipper), 1796 nucleotides long. RefSeq names its product mitogen-activated protein kinase kinase kinase 20. Gene Ontology annotation, molecular function: ATP binding; protein kinase activity. Gene Ontology annotation, cellular component: cytoplasm. Gene Ontology annotation, biological process: protein phosphorylation. The record is from RefSeq and is a predicted model, not a curated record. NCBI's taxonomy places the organism in Eukaryota, Metazoa, Chordata, Actinopteri, Gobiiformes, Gobiidae. The transcript has 11 exons. Bases 172 to 1791 code for a protein of 539 amino acids.